This is a messenger RNA of Paramacrobiotus metropolitanus, 1762 nucleotides long. RefSeq lists its product as uncharacterized. The record is from RefSeq and is a predicted model, not a curated record. Gene Ontology annotation, biological process: proteolysis. The coding region runs from base 144 to 1694 and encodes 516 amino acids. The transcript is spliced from 12 exons. Gene Ontology annotation, molecular function: metalloendopeptidase activity. NCBI's taxonomy places the organism in Eukaryota, Metazoa, Tardigrada, Eutardigrada, Parachela, Macrobiotidae.
CAUUAGGGUACAAUUUUGUCAACCUAUGCGAUUUAUAAUAAAGUUUGGAGACCUGCAUGGUGCUGCCUUCUGUUACCUGUUUUAAAUUUUCCUUAACCACCAUGACCCUGGAAUUCGACUCCCGAUAGUAACAAAUCUUUACUAUGAACAACCUACAACAGCUUCAAAUCUUUAUCAUCAUCGCAUUCACGGACUGUUUUUCAGAAUCAUUAACAAAAGGGAGACUUCCGGGGCAUGGCACGCUUCGUACAUCCAACGUAGACGAUCAGUUUGGAAAAUGGAACAAAGUAGCCGGUGUUCCCUAUUGCCUGGACGCGAAUUACACUGCUGCGGAAGUGGAUGUCAUAAACAAAGCCAUCAGCAUCAUGAAAAAGGCCAUGUACUGCAUAAAGUGGACACCUGUUAACUGCUCGGACUCAAAGUUUAAGGUCCGAUUCACACCGCUAAAAGGUGGACCCGGAAGCGAUCCCCAGACGGUAUCUUUCAGCUAUCCGGGAUUGAAUGUGAAACCAUAUCAAAACAACGCACCCGAGCAGAUCAUGUCGAUAGCACGAGAUUCGCUUAACUGCUCUAUGCAACCGCGAUGUGUAUUAAAAAUGUUAGCCAUUCUACUUGGACUACGCAACGAACAUCAGCGUGGGGAUCGUGACAAAUAUAUCGAACUACUAAAUGAUAAUUUGCUAAUACCGGCCGCGUACCGGCUGUAUGUAUCACAGGAGGCAUACUGGGAAAACUUCCCUUAUGAUUUCUGCAGUAUUACGCAUAAUCAACCUGGUGAUUACGCAAAUCCAGGGACACUGGCCUUUAGAAUUCGUCCGAACACGCUGCCGGGAUGCAUACCGCCACUGGAAACCAUUAGCAAUACGGACUGCAGAAUCCUUAGCACAUUGUACAACUGCGAUCCCUACAUGUGCGCUACGUUAAACUGCAGCGCCCAGGUCUGCCCAGCCACGACUAUCCCUCCUCCUACUGUCAGCACCGCUUCCACUUAUGUUACUACGGCUGUAACGACAACAACCGCAACACCGACGACAACAGAAUUACCAGAUGUGCUGUGCUCCGUUGACUUCUGUGCAGAUCCACCACCGAUACUUGACGAAGCCUCAAUUCUUUAUAACGACAAAUACUUCUUGUUUUCAGGGAAUUGUGCAGUUGAGAUUGAUGGAACAAACAAGAUUAUUGGAAAAUCUAUAAGAAUCGAGAUGGUUUUGCCGAAUGUUAUCGGACCAGUUGCAGCUGUGUGGACAGAUCAGUACACUCACAUUACCAAUGUCCUGACAAAGGCAGGAACUCAAUACGCUUGCUCCGGCAAUGGCUGUAUUCGUGCAACCGUAAAAAAAGAUAACGACGAUUUGGAAUUUGAAUGGGCGGAUUCACCACAAGGACCUUACACAUCCUACCGAUAUAACAGAGAAUCGCGGCAAUAUGUCAACGUCAUGACCCAAAUGCCAACUCCUCAGUUUUUUAUUAACUGUCCUGAUGUGUGCUCUAUCACAGGUGCUUGGACUGCGGCGUAUCUGGUAAAAGGAAACGGUACAAACUUUGUGAAUAUUAUUGGCAUGGAUUCCAAUUCCGCACAAGUCUUGCUCAUUCUUAAAAAAUCUGAAAAUGCUAACGAUGCUUUUGAUGCUUCAAAUAAUGGCAUCUUGUUAUCUCAAGCAUUACAAUGUUCGUCAAAAGCGUCGGGUUUGUAACGAUUCAUCAAUUUCUAAAUGUCUUAAGCCAUCGUGUAAAUUUGCGCUGGGAAUAAAUUUGCAUGUUC